AUGUAUUUGAAGAUUCCUGGAAGAAAUUCUAGCAGAGUCAAAGGCCACAUUGAAAUUGCAUUGAGCCAAGUUUGCCACCAAGAGCCCAAUAAUCACCAUGAUGCUGAGCACCAAGGCAGGGAGGGGAUCGUAGUUAAUGUCAGGGGCCUACCCUGGUCCUGCUCAGCUGAUAAAGUGAUGUGCCUCUUCUCUGAUUGCAAAAUCCAAAAUGGCACAUCAGGUAUUCAUUUCAUCUACACCAGAGAAGGCAGACCAAGUGGUGAAGCAUUUGUUGAACUUGAAUCUGAAGAUGAAGUGAAAUUGGCUUUGAAGAAGGACAGAGAAACCAUGGGACAUAGAUAUGUUGAAGUAUUCAACUCCAACAGUGUUGAAAUGGAUUGGGUGUUGAAGCAUACAGGUCCAAAUAGUCCUGAUACUGCCAACGAUGGCUUCGUCCUGCUGAGAGGACUCCCAUUUGGCUGUAGCAAGGAAGAGAUUGUUCAGUUCUUUUCAGGGUUGGAAAUUGUGCCAAGUGGGAUGACACUGCUGGUGGACUUUCAGGGGCGGAGCACAGGGGAGGCUUUUGUGCAAUUUGCUUCACAGGAGAUAGCUGAAAAGGCCUUAAAGAAACACAAGGAAAGGAUAGGGCACAGGUACAUUGAAAUCUUCAAGAGUAGCAGAGCUGAAGUCCGAACCCACUAUGACCCCCCUUGAAAGCUCAUGGCUCUGCAGCGACCAAGUCCUUAUGACAGGCCAGGAGUUGGCAGAGGAGCUGGUUUUGAGAGGAUGAGGUGGGGUGCAUAUGGUGGAGGGUAUGGAGGCUGUGAUGACUACGGUGGCUAUAAUGAUGGGUAUGGCUUUGGGUCUGAUAGAUUUGGAAGAGACCUCAAUUACUGUUUCUCAGGAAUGUCUGAUCAUAGAUAUGGAGAUGGUGGGUCCAGUUUCCAGAGCACCACAAGGCAUUGUGUACGCAUGAGGGGGUUACCUUACAGAGCCACUGAGGAUGAUAUUUACAUUUUUUUCUCACCUCUUAACCCCAUGAGAGUACAUAUUGAAAUUGGACCAGAUGGCAGAGUUACUGGUGAGGCAGACGUUGAAUUUGCUACUCAUGAAGAUGCUGUGGCAGCUAUGGCAAAAGAUAAAGCUAAUAUGCAACACAGAUAUGUGGAGCUCUUUUUGAAUUCUACUGCAGGAACAGGGGCAAGUGGUGGUGCUUAUGGUAGCCAAAUGAUGGGAGGGAUGGGCUUAUCCAACCAGUCUAGUUGGGGUCCUGCUAGCCAGCAGCUGAGUGGUGGUUAUGGAGGUGGUUAUGGUGAUCAGAGCAGUAUGAGUGGUUAUGGCCAAGUUCUGCAGGAAAACUCCAGUGACUAUCAGUCAAACCUUGCUUAUAUAGAGAAGGAGCACUAA
This is a messenger RNA of Sciurus carolinensis (gray squirrel), 1386 nucleotides long. RefSeq names its product heterogeneous nuclear ribonucleoprotein H2-like. The record is from RefSeq and is a predicted model, not a curated record. Gene Ontology annotation, molecular function: RNA binding. Gene Ontology annotation, cellular component: nucleoplasm; ribonucleoprotein complex. NCBI's taxonomy places the organism in Eukaryota, Metazoa, Chordata, Mammalia, Rodentia, Sciuridae. Gene Ontology annotation, biological process: regulation of RNA splicing.